GCUGGUCCGUUUCCUAACGCGACUUCCGCUUCCGGGCUCCCGGCCGGAAGUAAGCUGCAGAUGAUGAAAAAGAAGCGCGCCGCGGCUGAUUCCGGAAGAGGGUGGCGUGCUGCGUGAACAUGGGGAAGCAAAAAAAAACGAGGAAGUAUGCGACCAUGAAGCGAAUGCUGAGUCUCAGAGAUGAGAGACUUAAAGAAAAGGAUAGAUUAAAACCAAAGAAGAAAGAGAAGAAAGAUCCCAGUGCACUCAAAGAAAGAGAAGUCACCCAGCACCCUUCCUGCUUAUUCUUCCAAUAUAAUACGCAACUGGGCCCACCGUACCACAUCCUGGUUGAUACCAACUUUAUCAACUUCUCUAUUAAAGCCAAACUGGACCUUGUGCAGUCGAUGAUGGACUGUCUGUAUGCCAAGUGCAUCCCUUGCAUAACUGACUGUGUAAUGGCUGAACUUGAGAAGCUGGGACAGAAAUACCGAGUGGCUCUGAGGAUCGCCAAGGACCCGAGGUUUGAACGCCUGCCUUGCACACACAAAGGCACCUAUGCAGAUGACUGCUUAGUACAGAGAGUAACACAGCACAAGUGCUACAUUGUGGCCACCGUAGACAGAGACCUUAAAAGAAGAAUCCGGAAGAUCCCUGGCGUCCCCAUCAUGUACAUUUCUAACCACAGGUACAACAUUGAGCGGAUGCCAGAUGACUACGGAGCCCCUCGGUUCUAGCAAAACAAACUUCCUCUGCCGCCCUUCUUCCAGUUCUGUUACUCAUUCAUUAAACAUGUAACAACAGGCGCCAGGUGGUGCGACACACCUGAUUGAGUGCAUAGUACCAUGCACAAGGACCUGGGUUCAAUUCCUCAGUCCCCACCUGCAGGAGAAAGCUUCACAAGCAGUGAAGCAGUGCUGUGGGCAUUUCUGACUUCCUCUCUCUCUCCCUCUCUAUCCCCCAUCCCUCUCAAUUUAUCUCUGUUCUAUAAAAUAGUUUAAAAAAUAAUUAAAAAAAAAAAAAACAUGUAAGGGGCCAGGUGGUGGUGCACUUGGUUGAGUGCACACACUACAGUACACAAGGACCCAGGUUCAAGCCCCUGGUCCCCUAAUUUAAAAAAAAAAAAAAAAAGUUGGGAGUCAGGCAGUAGCACAGCGGGUUAAGUGCAAGUGGCGCAAAGCACAAGGACCAGAGUAAGGAUCCUGGUUUGAGCCCCCGGCUCCCCACCUGCAGGGGAGUCGCUUUACAAGCGGUGAAGUAGGUCUGCAGGUGUCUGUCUUUCUCUCCCUCUCUCUGUCUUCCCCUCCCCUCUCUAUUUCUCUCUGUCCUAUCCAACAAUGAUAACUACAACAAUAAAAAACAACAAGGACAACAAAAGGGAAUAAAUAAAUAUUUUUUAAAAAAAACCUUGUAAUAGCAGAUUUAUGACUCUUAUUCCACUCACUCUUUUACUUUUGUGAAUUAUGGUUAAAUAUACUCACUUUUGAUGCUGCCUUUGAAAAUAAUAUUUUGUAUCUUGAAAUUUGUUUGAAUCUUUUUAUAAAUCUGAUGCUUGUUGACAUAA
Messenger RNA from Erinaceus europaeus (western European hedgehog), 1543 nucleotides. It is a transcript of the gene FCF1, whose product is annotated as FCF1 rRNA-processing protein. Gene Ontology annotation, cellular component: small-subunit processome; nucleolus. Lineage: Eukaryota; Metazoa; Chordata; Mammalia; Eulipotyphla; Erinaceidae. The transcript is spliced from 8 exons. The record is from RefSeq and is a predicted model, not a curated record. The coding region runs from base 120 to 716 and encodes 198 amino acids.